AUGCAGAUCCCAUUAGCUGCUACUGUUAUCCCCACCGUCGUCAUGAAGCCCUCUGCGAAUACGGUUGCGUCUGUCGUCCUCGCCGGCGCGUCUGUCGCCACUGCUGGCCAGGGCACCGUGGGUUUGUGCAUGUCCAUGGCGUAUGCUGAUGGCGGUAUCUACUGCCGCGAGAACUCGGUUGGCGCGUGCAUCACCGACCUUGGAGAUUUCCCAGCCAAGAACAAGUGGGACCUUCAAAUCCUAUGGACCGAUGAUAAGAGCAUUCACCUGCUCAAGCAGUCCGACAAGGAUCCCCACACCUACACCCAGUUCAAGGACAAGCUCUACAUCAACGCUGCCCGCGGGGCCGUCGACCCCAUCGGCUUCACCCCGGAUAACUCCACCCUCCUCGAGGGAGAGACGACGUGGGCCUGGUCCGGAGCCUACGGCUUCAUACUGUGGUCCCCCACCCAGGAUAGCAUGGAUGGCCUUCCCUCGGGCGGGCUGGUCACGGGCCAGGGUGUCGAGUGGAGGGACGUGCCGGGCUACCGCGGCCUGAAGCGGGCGCACUGGAACGUGAACAAGUACGAAGAGACGAAGAGGUCGGGCAAGGACUCGGGCGGUUCGUUUGGUAUGUGCUACGGGGAUUAUUCUUCCAAGAUUGUUCAGGGAGGCAGCCCAUGA
This is a messenger RNA of Parascedosporium putredinis, 663 nucleotides long. Lineage: Eukaryota; Fungi; Ascomycota; Sordariomycetes; Microascales; Microascaceae. The record is from the annotation of a GenBank genome assembly.